Anolis carolinensis (green anole) is the source of this 2703-nucleotide messenger RNA. It is a transcript of the gene msrb1, whose product is annotated as methionine sulfoxide reductase B1. Gene Ontology annotation, cellular component: nucleus. Gene Ontology annotation, biological process: protein repair. Lineage: Eukaryota; Metazoa; Chordata; Lepidosauria; Squamata; Anolidae. The transcript has 4 exons. Gene Ontology annotation, molecular function: peptide-methionine (R)-S-oxide reductase activity; L-methionine (R)-S-oxide reductase activity. The record is from RefSeq and is a predicted model, not a curated record.
AAGGGAAAGAAAGGGAAGGAGGAGCCGGCCGGGGCGAAGGGCAGCAGGCAGGCGGUUACAUAAAGGGCAGAGGCGGACGGAGAGACCCGCUUGCAUCGCCAUGUCCUUCUGCGCCUUCUCCGGGGGAGAGAUCUAUCAGGGCCACUUCGAGGCCGGAAUGUACGUUUGCUCCAAAUGUGGCUUUGAGCUCUUCUCCAGCAAAUCCAAAUAUGCCCACUCUUCUCCUUGGCCGGCGUUCACCGAAACCAUCCACGACGACAGCAUCACCAAGUACUUAGAACGCCCCAAUGCCUUCAAAGUCCUGUGUGGCAAGUGCGGCAAUGGUUUGGGCCAUGAGUUUAUCAACGACGGACCCAAGAAGGGCCAGUCCCGCUUCUGAAUAUUCAGCAGCUCUCUCAAAUUUGUCCCUAAAGACAAGGUUGAGAAGAGCUUGAGGAAGUAAACCAGUUUGGCUCCUGUUCCCUCCCCAACGUCUGUCCGUCCAUCUGACUCCGAUUGAGACCAGUCGACGUGGCCCAUCAUCCCCAAGCGGAAGUUGAAACGCUUUCCAUACGUUUCAGUUCCUAAUACCCUCCUUUGUGUUGAAACGGUUCCUGUUUUUGGUCUUUUUCCCCAUUGAACUCUGGAAGCAACUCCUAAUGUUUGGAGACAAUUGCGUUGUCAAAAUUCUCCAUUGCAAAAUCGUGCACAAAGGCUGGAUUCGGGGUGGGCUCCAUAUCCCAUAAACACCCAACUUGUUAUGAUCCUAUAUGUACCUAUACUGUAAACCUCGGUUUAGUGACUUUUGGAGGACGCCUUUGAGGCAGAAGCAAGAGAUGGAGGACAAACACCAUAAGAGCCCAUUACUCAUGGAAAGCCGGCUUGCAAUUUGGCCGUGAAAGCCAUUUUUCUCCUUUCUUCCACUCAGGAGUUUCUGCCUUUGAGUGUCCAGUUGUCAAACGGUUAUUGUAAAAUGCAUCUACACUGCGGAAUUAAUGCAGUGUGACUUCACUUGGACUGCUGCAGCUUAAUGCUAUGGAAGUAUGGCGGUUGCAGUUCCACAAGGCCUUUCGCCUUCUCCUGCCUCGCCGAACUACCAAUCCCAUGAUUCCUUAGCUGCUCAAGUGGCGUCAAACUACAUCACUUGUGCAGUGUAGAUGCAUAUUGCAGAUGAACACAAUCCAUCUGUUUUGUUCUGCUGCUGUCUAUAUUUUGGGAGGACACUCCUUAAAAACAAAACAUUGAGUUGCUUUACCUACAUCCUUCCUGCAUACUGCACCUACACCUCAAUUUAAUGCAGUUCAACACUGCUCGCAUUGACCUGGCUCAAGGCUAUGGAUUCCUGGGAGUUGUAGUAUAGGUGAGGCACUCCCAGGAUCCCAUAGCCUUGAGCCAAGGCAGUCCCAAGUGGGAUCAAACUGCAUUAAGUCGACAGUGUAGACACGGACCCUAUCUCUGGACCUUGAUUUUUAUUUUUUAACGGUUGAGCCCCAAUCCUCUUUUGCGUUUUUUGGCAUAGGCUCACUGUAUGAAUUGCCUCUGUGUAAACCUUCGCAGGACGGCAGAGGUGAGGAAAAUUGGUGUGAGCUCAUGCCCCAAAAUGCAGCAAAUAUAUUAUUUCAUAUUAGGAUUGCUGUCCAUUUUCUGCUGACAGAGCCCUCGUGCCUUCAAUGCCGCCGCCAUCCUUUGCCGACGGAUAUUUAUUUGGACGCCACAAAAACUCUGGAAGGCGCAUGGGACGCUCUCUCAGGAACACAAAGGCGACGAGCUAUUUGUCGCCUGACUUUCUACCCGAGAAAAGCAUGAAACGGCUACCCGCCCAUUGCCCGUGUCUUGCAUUUCGAUUGCUGCAAAAAACAAAACAUGUUUGCAUGUUUUCUUGGGAACUCAAUGCGACGACCAAUUGGGUUGCUUAAACAAGUUUCCAAGUCGUAAAUGCGCACAAAGGAGAGCAAACAUACAUUCUUUUGCAGCCAUCGAUUGCAGGAAAUCUGGAGUGCACCCACAUUAAAAUCAAUGCAAUUUGCAAUAACUGAAGGCCCACACGGUCCUGGGAGUUGUCGUUUGCUAAAGCACUCCAAAACUUGGGCAGUGCGGGCUCAAAGCCUUGCAGAACUACAACUCCCAGGAUCCCAUAGCAAUUCAAGUGGUGCCAAAGUAUAUUUGUUAAACAUUGCAGAUGCAGGUUGAUGUCACCAUAAUAUCUGUGGAGUUCUGGGAGUUGUGGUUUGCUAAGGCACCCAGUGGGCUCAAGGCCUUUGGAAACUAUAACUCCCAAGAUCCCAUAGGGGUCAGACUGCAUGCAUUCCACCACGAUGCACCCGUUGUGUCUUAACCUUGCAAAUUGGUAGCGGAAGUCCUCUAGAAACUCAGGCAGGCCGCACUUGGCUUAUUGCACCAUAUAUAUUGUAUAUUGCACAAAAAACGUAUUCACCUCUAAGGGCUGAGUCAUGGGAUUUACUUGAAAUCGUUUUUCAAACCCUUCCUCUUUUGCCUUGCCUCACAAUGACCUUCCUUCCAUUGUGCUAAUGACUCUUUUGAUUCCCGCCCCCAUGCUGAGAUUCCUACCCAGCUGUAUUGUUUUGGUGAAUCUACCUUUCUCAGGAAACAUAACUCUGAAUGUAAAUGUUCCAGCUUAGUGAUUAGGGCUUGAGGCUUGUUCUUACAUAUACUGUAUAAAGAUCCGAUCACAAUAAUAAAUCAAUCAAUCAAUCAAUCAAUAAA